This is a messenger RNA of Bubalus bubalis (water buffalo), 7703 nucleotides long. RefSeq names its product carbohydrate sulfotransferase 3 (gene CHST3). The transcript has 7 exons. Gene Ontology annotation, molecular function: chondroitin 6-sulfotransferase activity; N-acetylglucosamine 6-O-sulfotransferase activity. Lineage: Eukaryota; Metazoa; Chordata; Mammalia; Artiodactyla; Bovidae. Gene Ontology annotation, biological process: N-acetylglucosamine metabolic process; carbohydrate metabolic process. Bases 1392 to 2831 code for a protein of 479 amino acids. The record is from RefSeq and is a predicted model, not a curated record. Gene Ontology annotation, cellular component: Golgi membrane.
CCCAGCCUGUCUGAGAGCGAGUAGGGAUCCCAGCGUCUUUAAGAGAGUCCCAGGGGAGAGGCGGGCUGAGGCGCAGCACUGGGAACAAAGACCCACGGAAGGGUCCUGCCGAGCGCAGCUCCCCGGGGGCUGGGGCGAGGGCCGCCCACACCCCCUCGGCUCCUCCCUCUCCUCCCUUGCUUCCACCCAGAGGCCCAUCGCGCAGCCAGAGCUGCGCCAACUUCGCCAACGUUUCCCAAGUUGCUGGGGCGCAGGGGUGGGAGCUGGGUGGGGUAAGGAAGAAGAAGAGGAGGAGGAGGAGGGCUCCCCGGGCGCCUUGGACGCGGUUCAGGAAUCUGCCGCCGCUGCCGGCCGCUCGCGGACUCCGGCCGAGCAGGGAGGGAGCCAGGCAGGACCGCUUGCUCGCUGCGCAGGACGGCGCCCGCCUGGCGCCGCUUUCCGCCCGGCGUGCGAACCGGAGGGGCCGCGCCUCCUUUCCGCCCCGCCGCUGUCCCCCCGGGGGCGGCGCGCAGAGCCGGGGCCACUAGGGCACUGGAGUCCCAGAGCUGCUUCUGCCUGGUCCUGCCGGGAGGAGGGCAAAGUUGCGGGCGGAUGCUGCCGGCGCCGGACCCUAGCCUCGGAGAGUCGGAUCCACCCCCGCUGGAGGAGGCUCCGUGGCGGGAGAUCGACCUUUUCAAACGCGGCGCUCCAGGCAGUCACUUCCAACUGAUCGACUUGGCCCAGGAACUGCAACUGACUUGCCCUCCCAGCUGAGAAGCCUGAAACUGGCAACCGUCCUGUCCAGGUGUGUCUAGGCCUGGGGCCUGAUGCAUUAGGAAUAAAGUCCCUUCCUGCUGUUAACAGCAAGGAGCUUGGAGGAAACUGUGGGACUGAGGACUACCCUGGAGGAUCCAAAUUCUGUGUCCCCUGCAUUGAAGACAGCAGGACUGGGGGAAAAAACCAGGCAGCAAAAGAAAUUCCCCUCUCUCCAUCUGUCCCUUGCAUGGACAGUCUCCAGGUGCAGAAAGGUUCGAAGUCUCCUUAGGAAGGUCAGUCAGUGGGAGAAAGCAGGAAGAGGAUCCUGGGCCUAGGUCAAAACCUGGUCACUGGCCCAACCUAAUUGCAAGAGGGGCUGGGGAAGGCAAAGAGCAUGUGGGUACCUGGCAACUGACUUCAACCUUCCCUGCUGUAAUACCCAUGGCAGAUUAUGUUCACACUCAAGGCACACUCCUAUGGACUUGCCCAAGUUUUCCCAAAACCCAAGAAACAUUUUGUAGGAAAGCCCUAAGACUGUUAAAGUUUUGGCUCUUAUUCAUGAAAACAUAUAAAGGACCCGGUGUCCCCCACGAGAAGGACGAGCCAGGUCCUGAGUGGUGCCCCUGAGCUGAGUGCCCACGGCCCCACCCUGCCCCAUGGAGAAAGGACUCUCUUUGCCCCAGGACUGCCGACAUUUUCUGCACAGCCUGAGAAUGAGGAGCAAAUACGCCCUUUUCCUGGCUUUUGUGGUGGUGGUUUUUGUCUUCAUUGAAAAGGAAAAUAAAAUCAUAUCAAGGGUCUCAGACAAGCUGAAGCAGAUCCCCCAAUCCCUGGUAGAUGCCAAUAGCACAGACCCAGCCCUGGUCUUGGCCGAGAACGCAUCCCUCUUGUCCCUGAGUGAGCUGGAUUCGGCCUUCCUGCAGCUGCAGAGCCGCCUGCGAAACCUCAGUCUGCAGCUGGGCAUGGAGCCAGCAGAGGAGGCCGAGGAGGAGCAGAUGCUGGAGGCGGAAGAGGAGUGGGAGCAGCUGGAACCCCGCCCACCCGCCGAGGCCCCGCCCCGGCGCCACGUGCUCCUCAUGGCCACGACUCGCACCGGUUCCUCGUUUGUGGGUGAGUUCUUCAAUCAGCAGGGCAAUAUCUUCUACCUCUUCGAGCCGCUGUGGCACAUCGAGCGCACGGUGACCUUCGAGCAGGGUGGCGCCAACGCUGCGGGCUCGGCCCUGGUCUACCGCGACGUGCUCAAGCAGCUUUUCCUGUGCGACCUGUACAUCCUGGAGCACUUCAUCAUCCCGGCGCCCGAGGACCACCUGACCCAGUUCGUGUUCCGCCGGGGCUCCAGCCGCUCCCUCUGCGAGGACCCCGUCUGCACACCCCUCGUCAAGAAGGUCUUCGAGAAGUAUCCCUGCAAGAACCGCCGCUGUGGCCCUCUCAACAUGACGCUGGCCGCUGAAGCCUGCCGCCGCAAGGAGCAUAUGGCCAUCAAGGCCGUCCGCAUCAGGCAACUGGAGUUCCUCCAGCCGCUGGCCGAGGACCCCCGUCUCGACCUGCGCGUCAUCCAGCUGGUGCGCGACCCCCGCGCUGUGCUGGCCUCCCGCAUGGUGGCCUUCGCGGACAAGUACGAGACCUGGAAGAAGUGGCUGGCCAAGGGACAGGACCAGCUGAGGGAGGAGGAGGUGCUGCGGCUGAAGGGCAACUGUGAGAGCAUCCGCCUAUCCGCCGAGUUGGGCCUGAGGCAGCCGGCUUGGCUGCGGGGCCGCUACAUGCUGGUGCGCUACGAGGACGUGGCCCUCCGGCCGCUGCAGAAGGCCCAGGAGAUGUAUCGCUUUGCAGGCAUCCCCCUAACUCCGCAGGUGGAGGACUGGAUCCAGAAGAACACCCAGGCGGCCCACGAUGGCAUCUACUCCACGCAGAAGAACUCCUCGGAACAGUUUGAGAAGUGGCGCUUCAGCAUGCCCUUCAAGCUGGCGCAGGUGGUGCAGGCCGCCUGCGGCCCGGCCAUGCGCCUCUUCGGCUACAAGCCGGUGCAGGAUGCCGCCUCGCUCUCCAACCGCUCCGUCAGCCUGCUGGAGGAGCGCGGCACCUUCUGGGUCACGUAGGGGGCCCGGGGUGCCAGCACCCCUGCUGUUGAAAGUCCCGCUCUGCCUGCCUCACCCAGGCCCGCGGGGAGUCUGCGGCGCCGCCGCAGGGCGUGGGCUGGAAGACGCAUCGGGCGUAAGCCGCGCCUGCGCUGUAGAAGUAGGCCCCCAGCCAGCUCGCUUCCCCUGCAGCUGUGGGCCCGGGGCUUCCGCUGAGAACAGGACGGUGGCCGGCCCUUUUGAGGGCUGUCAAACCCAGACCUAAGGGACUGUCGUCUCCUGAGCAGACCCAGGCAGGCCCGGGCCUGUUCACAAUUCUUUCUCUCCUCUCCCUGUCUCUCCCUCUUUCUCUCUGUCACACACACACACAGAAACAUACAUGAAACACACAUAGAUGGCCUGUAGACCUAGUGGGCAAGGGUCUACAAAUAUUUACAACCGGAAGGGGUUCCGACACGAGCUAGUCACAGUCAGACCCCCUGCUUUACUCAGUGUGAACCUUUCAGUUUCUGAAUUUCUUCAUAAUCCAGUGUAGCAUUUGAGUGGGUCACUGGGGAGAGGUGAAAUCAGCUCUAUAUAGAGCGACAAAAUAUACAUAUAAAGACACAUACCUACAUUCACACCCCACACACAGAAAAACAGAAAUACAUGCACACAUACAUACAGAAAAAAAGCUUUUCAGAGUUAUUAGAGCACGAGGGAGGGACUUCCCACGUGGCACUAGUGGUAAAGAACCCGCCUGUCCAUGCAAGAGACAUAAGAGAUUUCGGUUGGAUCCCUGGGUCUGGAAGAUCCCCUGGAGGAGGGCAUGACAACCCACUCCAGUGUUCUUGCCUGGAAAAUCCCAUGGACAAAGGGACCUGGCAGGCCAAAGUCCACCGGUUGCAAAGAGUCGGACAGGACAAAUGAAUUAGCUUGCAGCAUGCAGGAGGAUGGGGGAGUGGCAUAUGGUCAUGAACCAUGACCCUAUUCCCCAUGUAAGUCUGAGGCUGGAUGAUGGGUACAGAACUGCAAGUGCAUGGCCUCUGCCCGCCUUAGAUUCUCAUGGCUACUUCCCUCCUGUCCUUGCUGCUAGUAGGCAGCAUGUUUUAAACUGGCUUGUCUGACCCCCGUGUGAUGGCAGCCUGAAGGCCCCGUCCCAGCUGAGUUGACUCCCCAAGAGCAUGUCCGUGUUUGAAAGCUACUUCAGGCCUGAGUGGCAGGAGCAUUUGUGGUCCCUGGAGACAAAAGGCAGCUCAGGAGUCCUGUCAUUUCCAGCCAGGCCUCUGUGGGGCAGGGCCCAAAUGGAAGUAUAGAGAGCUCUUGGGGGAAAAGUCACAUCAGGAUAGCCCCUCCCCUGAGAAGACAGUAGACCGAGGUCAGCCACAUGGUUGGUUGUCAUGGUUGUGUGGUUGGUGUCUGGAAUUCCUCCUUUAGGGCUCUGGGAAGAGUGUUGCUCAACAUGGGAUGAUCUGAGUGUUUUAAGUUAUUUAUGGUUUGGUCUCUUGUGGCUAUAUUUUCAGGUUUGUUUCUGCAGGAGUGCUGCUUGGAAGCAUUGUGGCCUUGAGCGGGGCUGGGAGGAUCAGUGGGGAGCAUUUUAGAUCCUGCUGGAGCCAGAGGAUUAGGAGAAGGAAACUUCCUCCAGAAGGAUCAGAGCCUAGAUGGCCACAUGGCAGCCCACAGUGCCCCACGGGCUUUCCUGUUUGAACUCAUGUGGAACAGAUCUCAGAAAUCACCAGUGUUCUUUGCUGAGUGUCCAAGGCAGCAUAAAUUAGCAGUCCUCACCCCCUCCUCAAGAAGAGGCCAGAUUUGAAAAUCUCUCCCAAGCCCUAACAUUUCCUGGGGGAUCAGGGGCCUAUGACCAAGCACCAAAUGUCCCCAAAGCAGAAGCCUUUCCCCACUCUCACCCCAAACCAGGGAGUAGAACUCAAUACCCCCUGAGAACUUGCAGGAAGAAUCAGAAGUUCACUAAGGGCUGUUUCUGAUUUCCUGGACAACCUCUGUAUCAGAUCUAUCCCAUUAUCAAGCCUGGAGGGCUGAGUUUUGUUUCAAGUAUUAUGGACAGCAGGGAAAUACAAGAUCUGAGUCCAGCUGGGGUUGCUCUAGGGAAGAGAGGGGUGCAUCCUGGUGGAAAGCCAGCCUUUGAAAAGGUGAGGACAGUGGCCAUCUUGCGGGAUCCAUUACAAUCAGUGCCCUGGGUCUCCAUCACCGUGGAUUCAACCGAUCAAGGAAAUCUCUAGGUUUUAUAGUCCAAGCAUAAACUGUGCAGGGAACUGGCUCUAAUUUGGGGUCCAAAGGUACUCUAGCUCUGAAAACUUGAUCCUAGCGCAGAGUGGUGCCAGGAUGGUUCUGGCAGGCCCAGAAGUGCUGGCCGUUCUUCCCCAGCCCCUGCCCUGCUCCCUCCACUAUCCCUUACUUGGGGUGGUGGGGGGCAGACACCUCUGUCCAGCACCCUUCCUGGGUCCUGGGGCUCUCCUAGUGUGGAUAGCAGACUUCUUUCCUUCCUUACUUCUUUCCUUCCUAUGCCUUUGGGGCUAAGGCCUCUACCCCUGAAUCCUGAGGACUGUGUGGAGAAUGGACCUUUGGGACUUCUCAGGACAUUGACAAUUUGUACACUGCAGGUUGACUUAAUUUAUUUAUUUUGUGAAAAAGAAGAGAUGGAAAAAUAUUUUAUUAUUUGCAGGGACUCAAAGCUGAACCCAAAUCAAGAAAGACAACAAUAAUAGAAGCCAUUCACUUCAUGUAUACAAGGACACUCCAAGACAAUUCAAAAUACACCAGAGGACAAAGCUGAGAGCAUGGGAGUCAUGACAGCUGCCGGGUAUUUUUUUAGCUUGGGCUUUUCCCUCUUGUUGAUUUGAAGAUAUGACAGUAAGACCCUUUCUGCAUUACUACCUUUGCCCACGUGUCUGAAAUAAGACACAACUCACCUGAGUGUUGCCUUGGGCUCAGCAACGCUCUGGGAACCCUUGGGGUUUUAGGGAGGACAGGGUGGGGUGAUUACUGACUUUAUACUCCUUGGGACCUGAUUGGAGACCCACAUGAGGUGUUAUCAGCAGGGAGCUGGGUUAGGGAGAGUGGUCCAGCUGAGAGGCAGUGCCUCGUUUUCCAGCAAUGCCAGCCCUGGUUUGUUUUUCUGUUCCCGCUGUGCUCCCCCUUCACACUGGAGCCUUCCCCUCUGCAACACCCACCUGCCUGGAGACAGGGAGUGUUGAGGCCUCACCUCUGCCAGCCACCAGCUCCUCCAGAACAAGAGGCUCAUUCAGCAAUGAGCGUUUACUCAUUUUCUUCUUCUUCAUGAAGACCUCUUUAGCCCAGCCUAUAAAAAUAGCUCAGAACAUUCCAGGCCUUGGUGAGACAGGGCAGUGUCCAGCACCCUCAGGGCGUCACCCCUGCUACCCAUUCCUGGCUUUUCCUCUGGACCUUGUUUAUAAAUCUUGGAGUGGAUGAGGACAUGGGGAAAGGGCUAUGGGAGCAGGAUUUGGGAGGGGGCAGGAUUCCUGAGUCCCAUAGAGAGGGAAGAAGUGCAGAUGUGCAGGGCUCUGUAGCACAGCUCCUAUGGGUUAUCACCAAGUUAUCACUAAGGUGGAGAGACACGAGCAAAUUCUAGCCCUUUGUCUGUUUAUGUGAUGCACUCACUUGAAAAUAAAAACAGAAAAACAAAAUGUUUGUCUGCCAGCACCCUCAGCCCGGGAGCUGUGCCAGAAUCUGGUCUGAUGGGACAGCUGCUGACCAAACCCUUAAGAGCAAAAGUCCCACCGAACCCAUUGCAAUGACAUCUUUCCACCUCUGCUCUCCAGAUGAGCUCCAGGGAAUCCGUGUCCCAGAAGAUGUAUGCUUAGCCAAUCAGCAGACAGGAGGUGUAAGCAUCCAAUGCUCUGGUCCUAACCCUGAAGAUCUCUUCCAGCCCUGGGCCUGUGUUAACUGACUGUGGGGCCUGUCCCUUAAGAGGCCCUGGAUUAUGAAGGACGGGGGCAGAAGACUGGAUGGCUGUGUCCCUGAGGCAGGGAGGGGAUGGGGGGAACAGAUGCCUGCAGAGGAUACGCCUUUAAAUUUGUGCAGACUGAUGAGAUCCAAGAAAAAGCGGGUCUUGUCAGUCUGCUCACAUUUAAAGAAGAGGUAUCCUCUGAGAUCCAAAGUUGAUGGGUUUGCCUGAAAGAGUCCUAGGACAUGGUCCAGUUAGAAAGGGAGGGAGGAGGCCCAAGGUUUCCUGAAUGCAGCCACGUGGUCUUUCAACUACCAUGGUUUCAGGAAGAGUGGAAGCUGCUCUUUACCUCAAAAGGAUGAAGCAGAAUUAGCAACUGCAGAUGUCUUAAGAACUUCAAGAUCCUAGGGUCUUGUGACCUUUGUCAUUCCAUACUGUGCAUGGGGGACUAAUUAGUUAUGCGUUUCCAAGAUUACGUGGUGCCGUCUUCAGGGCCUAGCCCAUAUUGUGGACCAGGUAUUUUAUUUGUAUUUAUUUGUCAAAUAAAAUGACCUAUGUUUCUUGCUUCUUCUAACGUUGGGCUUGAACGGGGCACCCCCUAAAGUCUCCAUUUCAUCUGUACUUUCUAGGCCAAAUCUGCCUGAUUCACCUGCUCCCUCCUGGAUCCUGCAAACUCUUUUUGCCAAGACCUUGGCCUUAUGUCAUAUUUCAUGGCCACGUAGUACAGGAUACCCCCUUCCUGGCCAUAGGUGGCCUGGUAUGUACAUAUGUGUCCACACGUCUGUAUGUGUAGCAUGUAGCUCAGCCUGCUUGGCCCUGUUGCUCCCAGCCCCCUUGCCAUCAAUGUUCUUGCCGUGGCUACAGUCUCCUGAAAAUACAGGGGUUGCCUUCAAAAAGCUGGUGGCUACUGCCAGUCAGGAUCUGCUUUGCAGAACAGAAUGUGAAUUAUUUAAUUAAAAAUGAAAACACGCAACAAGCAGAAUCUGAAA